Molecule: messenger RNA, 1392 nt
Organism: Lycium ferocissimum
Lineage: Eukaryota; Viridiplantae; Streptophyta; Magnoliopsida; Solanales; Solanaceae
Exons: 3
Coding region: 462-1175 (237 amino acids)
Source: RefSeq, a predicted model, not a curated record
UUAACACGAAGCAAUUAACUAUUCCAUUCUUGACUUUCUUCAAUAUUCCUUUCUCUUUGCAUAUGUUCACACAUUCAUCGGCUCGCAGGUCUAUUUUCACAAAUCCAAUUCUCGAUAGUAAAUAAAAUUAAGAGUCUACGUACUCAAAGAGAAGUCACUUCGAAAGCAAGGGAAUCCAUUUUUCUCUGAGAUGCCGAUAAUCUGGUUUUGGUUGGUGCUAUAGUAAGAGCAUUAGAAGAAAGAUACGGUCUUAAUAAGAUCCACUACUAUUGAAUCCAUUCAGCAAACUAUCGCACGUUUUGCAUUAUAUAUCUAUAUGUGUGUGUAAAAAACACAAUAAUAGAGUUAGAUAUACAUUUCAAAACUCACGACGUCUAAAUUCUAAGUACAACCUUUGUUCUUUUUGAUUUUCCACCUGGUGUCCUGUAUCCGUAUUGAGGCCCAACUAAAUUCAUAUUCCAAUGUCACUGACCCCGAUGAGUCAACGGACAACUAGGACCGUGCCACGACGAACAUUAUUAAAGCAGCAUAGGGCAAGAAAGAGUAUAGAAAGAUGUAAAUCUGAGCCUUGUCUUUGGAGAAAUAAUGGAGUUGUUGGUGAAAAUGAAAAUGAUUGUCGACGAGAUGUGACAACGUCGUUGGAGGUCCUUUACCGGCCACAAACUUGUUCGGACAUAUUUUUUUCUCCGGAUUAUCUUAAUGCUCCGUCUCCACAGAGUACUCAGGGGUACAAUAAGGAUGCAAAAGUUGUGGUUAAUGUGACAGUUGAGGGCACUCCUGGACCAAUUCGAACCAUGGUCAAGUUGGGAUCAAGUGUCGAAGAGACCAUAAGACUUGUGCUAAAUAAAUAUAGAGAAGAAGGCCGCAGACCUCAUCUUGAUGAAACUGAUUCUUCAUCAUUCAAGUUGUACACUUCUCACUUCAGUCUUGAGAGCUUGAGUAAUUCAGAUAUGAUUGGAGAUGUGGGAAGUAGAAGCUUUCACCUUCGCAAGAGUAAUAGUAAUAUUGGAAAUAAUUCAAGUCAGCGAGAAACAACAAUGGAGACAACUUUAAUGGAAGCAAGUUCCAAUCCACUUAUUGUUCUCUAUGGAUUUUUUGCUCUGAAGAUCAAUAAAAUCAUAAGAAGAUCAAGCAAGCUUUGGAAAUUCCUUGGUUGUAUACAGUGUUUUGGAUAGCUAGUUAAGUCAGAGGCGAAUUUAAAAUGGAUUCAACAAGUUCAACUGAACUCAUUAUGUACAUUCAACUCUGAAUCACUUUACAUAUGCAAAAUUGUUAAGAGUAACAUGAGUAUUAGAUUUGUUACUCUACACAUAUUAUUGCUUCAUGUAAAGUGAUUAAUUAAGUUCACAUACAAUUUCACUUUAUUGUGAUAUCCAAAUUAUUUAGAAACAA